CAAAUAUUUACGCCAAAAUGGAAUCCCCUAAGCUCUCGCCCAAGGAGGCACCCAAAGAGGUGGAAGAGGCUUUCCACGCCGAGUACACGCACGACGACGUCUUUGGCGACAUCACCGAAGAGGGUCCCAACUACCGCAAUGUCGGGUUCGUAGGAACUGUCAUUUUAAUGAUGAAGACGCAGAUCGGCAUGGGCGUGCUCGCUAUUCCGUCUGCCCUUAAUGUACUGGGCAUGGUUCCGGGCAUCAUCUGCUUGAUUACCAUGGCCUGCAUCACCACCUGGUCUGCCUAUAUCAUUGGCACUUUCAAGCUGAAUCAUCGUGAGGUGUACAGUAUUGAUGACGCGGGGGCUAUCAUGUUUGGUCUGCCAGGUCGGAUUGUUCUGUCUACUGGGUUCUGUCUCUACUUUAUAUUCAACAGUGGCUCCGCGAUUCUCAGUCUGUCUAUUGGUUUGAACGCGGUUUCUACACACGCCACAUGCACUGCUGUGUAUGUCGCUAUUGCGGCGAUAGUGGGCUUUGCCUUUUCCAGUGUGCGAACACUUGGGAAGAUUACCUGGCUUGCCUGGGUCGGUCUGCCAUGCAUUCUCGUUGCAAUCAUAAUGGUCACGAUUGCAGUCGGCGUACAGGACCGUCCUGACGCUGCCCCCAAGACCGACGAGCCCUGGGUCUCUGACUGGAAGGUUGCUGGCAAUCCUUCUUUUGCAGAGGCCAUUGCGGCAGUCUCGAACCUGCUAUACGCGUUCUCUGGAACACCUGGCUUCUUCUCCAUUGUGUCCGAGAUGCGCGACCCGAACCAGUACCCAGGAGCUAUGGCCAUCUGUCAAGCCGGCGUCACCGUCGUCUACAGCGUCAUCGGGUGUGUGGUGUACUACUACUGCGGUUCCUAUGUCUCGUCUCCAGCCCUCAGCUCCGCCGGUCCUCUCAUCAAAAUCAUCAGUUAUGCAUUCGCACUGCCAGGGCUUCUUGUUACAAUGACCAUUGUCUCCCAUAUCCCAGCCAAAUUCAUCUUCGUGCACAUCCUCCGCGGCUCUCGCCAUCUAAACUCCAACUCCCUCGUACACUGGGGCACCUGGCUCGGGUGUACAUUUGGCAUCAUCAUCAUCGCCUGGAUCAUCGCCAGUACAAUCCCCGUCUUCGACUCGCUGGUCUCGCUGAUCGGUGCACUUCUCGGACCCGUUAUGUGUCUGCAGCCCUUCGGAUGCAUGUGGCUCUACGAUAACUGGAGCAAAGGAAAGGAGAAGAAGACGGCGCGCUGGGGGUUUAUGGUGUUCUGGAGUGUGAUGAUUGUGGUUGUAGGGAGUUUCCUCAUGGUUGCGGGCACGUAUGGCUCAGUCAAGGGGAUUAUUGACGUGUAUAACGAGAGUGGAGGGUCGGCUGCUUUCUCGUGUGCGGAUAACUCUGGGUCUGUUUAGAUAUGUGUGUGGUAUGUCAAGUACGAUUACGAGCAUCGAUACGGCUAUUUAGAGCGAGUUAUAUACCAUUGUGCAAUAGAUAACUUAUAUUAUUAAUUGGUUCAAGGUGAAUACUCG
Molecule: messenger RNA, 1529 nt
Organism: Aspergillus versicolor CBS 583.65
Lineage: Eukaryota; Fungi; Ascomycota; Eurotiomycetes; Eurotiales; Aspergillaceae
Exons: 5
Coding region: 18-1412 (464 amino acids)
Biological process (GO): amino acid transmembrane transport
Cellular component (GO): vacuolar membrane
Molecular function (GO): amino acid transmembrane transporter activity
Source: RefSeq, a predicted model, not a curated record